Molecule: messenger RNA, 1295 nt
Organism: Gadus macrocephalus (Pacific cod)
Lineage: Eukaryota; Metazoa; Chordata; Actinopteri; Gadiformes; Gadidae
Gene: atp23
Product: ATP23 metallopeptidase and ATP synthase assembly factor homolog
Exons: 6
Coding region: 279-980 (233 amino acids)
Biological process (GO): mitochondrial proton-transporting ATP synthase complex assembly; mitochondrial protein processing
Cellular component (GO): extrinsic component of mitochondrial inner membrane
Molecular function (GO): metalloendopeptidase activity
Source: RefSeq, a predicted model, not a curated record
GGGGUCGACAACAUAAAAUAAGCAUUUUGUUUACUUUUUUUUAUACAUAUUUAUAUAUCAAUGUAUUGAAAUGUAUUAAUGUCGUUGCCUCUCUGAAUAUAACUAUUUAAUUAUUUUCUGACUGAUUUGAAUUGUUUUACGGAAAAACAGAACUUUGACCUAUGACGUGAGAGAUAAAAACAACAGAGAUGACCUCUCUCCCCGGCUAGCCUCACUCACUCACCUCACACUUCUGGCUGACAAAUCACCCAUUUAUGAUAUAAUCACGAUCAGAUGAAAUGGAUCAAACCAAACAGGAUGACGACUAUGGAUACAACCUUUUCCCUGACAGAAACACCGCAAAAUCCAAGAAGGCUUUCAUUACUCAAAGCCUGUUCACAUUCAAUCACAAGUGCCAGGUCAUGUUACAGUUCGCGAUGGAAACCAGUCCAUAUGCAAAGCUGCUUCUUAGUGCCAUGAAAAGUUCUGGAUGUACAGUAUAUAAAGACCGGCACUUUUCCUGUGAGGAUUGCGACGGCAGCGUCAGUGGUGGCUUUGACGCAAAUUCGUCUCAAAUCGUUCUGUGUCAGAACAACAUUCACCAGCAGGCCCAUAUGAACCGAGUGGUGACCCACGAGCUCAUCCACGCCUUCGACCACUGCCGAGCCCACGUGGACUGGUUCAACAACUACCGGCACCUGGCCUGCUCCGAGAUCCGUGCAGCUAACCUCAGUGGAGACUGCUCCUUCAGCAGUGAGAUAAACAGGUUUAACUUCGGCUUGAAGAACCACCGCCAGGAGUGCGUCCGGGGCCGCGCCCUGCGCUCCAUCCUCGCCGUCCGGAAGAUCAGCCACGAGGAGGCGGGCAAGAUCGUGGACGAGGUGUUCGACAGCUGCUUCAACGACACCGCCCCGUUCGGCCGCAUCCCCCACACCAACAAGGACGCCAAGUUCGCCACCAGGCACUACGAGAGCCGAGACCGAUACCACGCGAACGUCUAACGCUAACGCCGCCGCCGCGCGCUAAUUUUAACACAUUCUCCGAGGGGUGCUUUGUACAAAGAGACGCUAAGAGGGGAGAUCGGCGAGGCGGGAAGAGGCCCGGUGGAGGGGAGGGGGGGGGGGGGGGAUUCCUCUUAAAAUAUUGGAACAGAGCCGUGUCAGGCCGCCCCAGCUCAAGUUCUCAGAGAUUUGUGAUUGUCUUUUAUUGCUGCAUUUUUUUUUUUUGCUCCUCCUCCAGUGACAACAUUGUCUUUCCUGUAAAUAGAGCAGAUUUAUGUGAGUUAAAUAUUGAUUUCUAUGAUUAUUAUUAUUUUU